AUGGUGAAGAAGAAGAAACCCAUCGCUGCCGCCAGUUCUGUGAGCAGCGGUGCUGCCGCCAAGGCUUCUUCAAAUCCUCCGAAGAGAAGCGCUCCGGACACUCCUCCUCCAGCUCCGGCGCCGCCAGCACCGUCAAGCUCCAUGGCUGGGACCAACCCCAGAGAUUGGCUGGCGUCCUCCAUCACGAAGCGUGAUGAAAAGAGGGCUCGAAGCCUUGGUCUAAUCUCUUCCGACGAGGGGAAUGUAAUUCUCCCAGCUGUGGAGGAGGCCAGAGCUUCGCCUGUGAAGAGACCAUCUAGCGGCUUUGCCGACGAAGAUGAUCUCUUCGACCUUGACGAAGGUUUCAUCGAGCCUCCGUCUAAGAAGGCCAAAUCUGGCGCCGCUCUGCCGAAUCUCGCAGCUUCCGAGGCUUCGGACCCUACUGCAGUCCCCGCGGCCCAGGUAUCGACUGCUUCCUCCCUUUCCAAGGGGAAAGAUAUUCCUUCGACUGCUGCCGCCGCAACUCCUCCUUCAGGGAAACCUACCUUCGCCUCCCAAUUCACUUCCCUGGAAGCGGACAAGGCUCGACUGCAAAAGGAGGUCAGGUCUUCUUCCUCGAAGUUGGAAGGUGCAAUAAAAAUAGCCGCCGAAGCCCGCCAAGAAGUCAACUCCCUGAAGCAGGAACUCGAGGGGCUGAAGAAGAAGCUGAAGGACGAAGAAGCAUCCAGACUAGCCGCUGAAGCUUGGGCGGCUGGAAAGGAUGAUCUUCUUCGCCAAUCUUCCUUGGCUUUGCUCAAGGCCGCCGAUAUCCCUGCUGAAGCUUUGGAUAAGCUUCCAAACAAUUCUCGGGUCUUCCCUGUGCCUUCGUUUGUUGAUGAUUCUUCGGGUGCUGUUUCUGAGAGUGAUCGACUCCAGCGGAUGAAGAAUCGGAUCACACAGAUGGAAAAGGACAUGCGCAGCACUUAUGUCUUGGUUGCUAUCAUAAAAAAGAAGAGCGAUCUUGCAGCUGACGUGGAACGCUACGCUCUCACUGAAUUGCAUAAGGCCACGGAGAGUUUGAACUUCAUAGCUCUGAAUCCUGCUGAAGAGAACAAGCGUAUCCACGAACGUGUGGAUGCGUUGACUCAGCUAUCAUCGUCGGACGAGGUUUUCUGGAGAGAGCACUCGAAGGCUUCGGCUGUCGCAAAGUUCCAAGAUCGAGUCCAGAAGGUCCAUCGCUUCUUCGAUAAAUGCUACAAAGGGCUGAGAGUAAUAUGGAAGACGAUGUUUCCUUUAAACGCGGUUCCUCCCACGCUGUUGACUUUGAUGUCAGAGUUUGGUAACACCAAGAAAAUUCGAGACUUGGUUCGAGCUCAGGUUUUUGCAGGAGCUAGACUCACACUUGCCCUUGUGCUCGCGCGUUAUCCUUCGGCAAACCUGCUAGCAAUUGCCAACGCGGCGGGUGAUUUGGAGCCGCUGUACCCGAAGGUGGGACUGCCUUCCAAUAUAAUUGUUGACAGGCUUGAAGAGGCUUCGAAGGCAUCUGAAGAAAAAGAAACUCCACAAAGAUGA
Messenger RNA from Lolium perenne, 1530 nucleotides. The record is from RefSeq and is a predicted model, not a curated record. NCBI's taxonomy places the organism in Eukaryota, Viridiplantae, Streptophyta, Magnoliopsida, Poales, Poaceae.